This is a messenger RNA of Emiliania huxleyi CCMP1516, 669 nucleotides long. RefSeq lists its product as hypothetical. The record is from RefSeq and is a predicted model, not a curated record. The transcript has 4 exons. Lineage: Eukaryota; Haptophyta; Isochrysidales; Noelaerhabdaceae. Bases 1 to 669 code for a protein of 222 amino acids.
AUGUGCCAGCUUGCACGGCGCUCGCGCCGCGCCGGCUGGCUCAUCGAGCGCGCACUCCGGCUCCGUCCGGGCCACGCGCGGCGCCGCGCGUGCCUCGCGCCACUCGCCUCGGCUGGCAGCAGCAGAGUGCUGCACCGGCGUGCAGCGGAUGCUGCGGCGCUGCGGCGCCGCCUCCCCGCCCUGUCCACGGAGCAGGCGAGCGGCGGCACGGCCUUCCACCAGCUGCAGGAGGCCGUGUGUCGCUGUGCGACCCAGUUCGCGCCCUCGUCGUGCCAGUGUGCUGUGACGAAAAGGCGCGCCUUAGCGCCGAUGGCCGACAACGCUUCUCUCGCCGACCUGGCCCGAGAGCGGCUUGCACGGCGCGGACCGCCGCCGCCGCCUGCCGCACGCUCCGUGGCGCUCCCUGCGGUGCCCGGCUGGAAGCUGCUCGCAGCGGUCCUUGCAGGCUGGGCUGCACUCGCCUGGACGCAGCGGUCAGCUUGCGGCUGCGGCGCCGAGCACAGCCCAGAACAGGCGCUUGCGGACGCGCUGAGCGGCCUUGGCCAGCUGCUGAGCGGCGCGAAAAGUGCCCGGUCCGUGCAGCAGUCCUUUGGCCAGAGCAUGGAGCGGCUGCAGCAGAGCUGCGACUCGCGGCUCAGCUCGGCUGCGCGGAGGCCACCGCCUGCCUGA